Messenger RNA from Megalopta genalis, 1219 nucleotides. The record is from RefSeq and is a predicted model, not a curated record. NCBI's taxonomy places the organism in Eukaryota, Metazoa, Arthropoda, Insecta, Hymenoptera, Halictidae.
AUGACCACAGAUGCAGAGGGUCAAACGCAGGUGGAACUCCUAGCAGCCAAAUCGAAGGUUGCACCGUUAAAGAGUCAAUCUAUCCCGCGACUCGAAUUGUGUGGAGCCUUAUUACUAUCAUCGCUCAUUAAUACUAUUCAUAAAGCAUUACACAUACACAUCGACCGCACGAUUUUAUGGACAGAUUCAACAAUAGUUUUGCAUUGGCUUAAUUCGUCACCUCAUACAUUAAAAACAUUCGUCGCCAACCGGGUGUCCGAGAUCCAGUCCAAAACAAAGAUCAAAGAAUGGCGCUACGUUAGCUCAGCUGAUAACCCAGCAGAUCUCAUUUCUCGAGGACAACCAAUAGAGGAGUUCCUUCGACCAUCCAUCUGGUGCAAUGGCCCAACUUGGCUUCACCAGGAUGAGUCAUACUGGCCAAAUGGAAAAUUAGCACCUGUUCUCGAUGACUCGGAGCAACGGGUUGCUGUCUGCCUAGCUAUGACCACCAUCGACGCAAGUUUGCUCGAACGGUUCUCGUCGUGGAGCAGGCUUUUGAAGCCGUUGUUGACCAGUGAAGCCUUUGUUGCAGCUUUGGGACGAUUCAUAGCAAGANACUCGGAGCAACGGGUUGCUGUCUGCCUAGCUAUGACCACCAUCGACGCAAGUUUACUCGAACGGUUCUCGUCGUGGAGCAGGCUUUUGCGGGUCGUUGCAUGGUGCCUACGGUGGAAGCCAGGACGGAUGACGAAGGGUACUCUACAGGCAACCGAGCUAGCUCGAGCAAGGACAACUGUUAUAAAAUUAUUGCAACGAUCUUACUUCGCAGACGAAUUCCAUCUCAUACGACAGCAUCGGCAUCAUAAGAUCACCGGAAAAUUAGCGAGACUACAUCCAUUCAUUGACCAAGACGGAAUACUACGAGUCGGAGGUAGACUGAGAAAUUCAACGUUGACAUUCACCCAAAAACACCCUAUUAUCCUACCUAAGUCGCACACAACCAACCUCAUCAUCCAGAACGAACACAUAAUUCACAUGCACGCCGGUACUCAAGCUACAUUAUAUGCAACAAGAAGAGCGUACUGGCCCAUAGACGGGCGAAGUCAAGUUUGGAAAACGAUUCGGAGUUGCGUCCGCUGUUGUCGAGCCAAUCCACCUCAUGCCAAUUACGUAAUGGGUGAUUUAUCAAAGGCCAAAGUCACAGAAUCUCGUCCGUUUACAAAUGUAGGAGUAGACUACU